This is a messenger RNA of Cylindrotheca closterium, 618 nucleotides long. Lineage: Eukaryota; Bacillariophyta; Bacillariophyceae; Bacillariales; Bacillariaceae. The record is from the annotation of a GenBank genome assembly.
AUGGAGAUGGGCGAUGUUAUUUACUCAGUGUACGGCGAGACCCGCCAUGUGCCGUACUAUCAUUGCGCUUCCAAUUUCUCUCCGGACCAAAGUCAUCAUGUGGUUUUGCUUCACGCCGCCCGUUUCACAAAGGAGGACUGGAAGUCGUCUGGAAUUUUUGAGACUCUGUGCAGUAGUCCGCAUGUGUCAGUGUCAGCUAUGGAUCUCUCAAUUAAGGCAGGUCACCGAGAUAUAGCAGGAAUGCUAUCCGCCAUGAAGGAAGAAGCUCAAAUAAAUCUGCCUGUCACGUUGAUAACACCUUCUGCCUCCGGGAUGGGCAUUGUAGAUUGGAUGUCGAACGGUAGACUUCCUGAUUUGCCCAAGUACGUCCAGAAAUGGAUUCCAGUGGCUUGUUUUGCCGUAUCCGCAGCCACUGAGGAUCAGCUGGCGCGUUUGUCACGACUCGAACACUUCGAUGUAUUGGCGAUUUUUGGAAGUAAAGAUCGUGGGGGAAGGGACAUAUCUACGAGGUUGGAGGAUUAUGUCGGAGCAAGAUCACUGGAGCUUGAUGGCGGACAUGCAUGUUACCUUGAUAGUCCACAUGAAUUCUCUACUGCAGUCUUGAAGUUCUUGGGUUGA